GUUUUCGCGUAAGGCACAAUAAGGUAGCUGCGUCGCGAAGCGCAAAGAGCAUCCCAAUUUGAUCUCACUUUUUGCAUUGCGCACCGACGACCGGAACUUGGAUCCCCAGCAGCGAAACGCAUAGGACGAUCUUGGAUUAAUCGACCGCGUUUUCAAGAAACCACCCGUCCGAUACACGCAGAGCUUGCAGGCGUAGACAAACAUUUCUGCUUCACCACGCGAUUCGCUUUCAACGACAACGAAAUGUCACUCUUCGGGCAGGCUAAGCCUGCUGGAGGCAGUAUCUUUGGACAGACGCAGACCGCUCAGACAUCCCAACCACAGCAGGGAGGUGGACUUUUCGGCCAGUCGACUGCCAACCAGCAACCACAACAGCAGCAACAGCAACAGCAACAGCAACAGCAACAGCAACAGCAGCAGCCCCAGCAGAAUGCUUUUGGAAACACCAUGAACCAGUCACAACAGCAGCCGCAGAUGCCUGCGUUAGCACAGUCGCAAGCCCAGCUGGCAAGCUCUUUAUGGGAACCGGGCCAGGAUACACACCACUCCAAAUCGAUUCUCGAUCAGAUGAAGGACGUGACAGACAAAUGGGACCCUGCGAACCCCAGCUGUGUGUUCAAGCACUACUUCUACAACAAAGUCGACCAAUCGCAUGUCCCGUUCUACAAGCCCUCUGCGCACGAAGACCCUCGCGAGUGGGAGGAGGCCCUCCAGAACAAGCCCGCCCCGGGGUACAUGCCGGUUCUCUGUUCGGGUUACGAGUCCCUCGCAGACCGUCUCAAGACUCAGAAGCGCGCCAUCACAGAGUUCAAUACCCGGUUGCAUCAGAUCAAUGCCAGUCUUGGUGCGAUUCUGGAGCGACACGAGCUGCAGACCGAGGUCCGCGCGUUGGCAGCGAAGAGGCGAUCUGCGGCGCUGGCGGAGCGAAGUCUGGCUCUCGCUGCUAAAGUGCAGGUUUUGCGAAACAGGGGCUACGCACUCAGUGCGGAUGAGGAUGAGCUCACGAGGCGGCUGGAGACUCUGGAGAGGGCAGUGCAAGACCCAGCGGUGGGAGCAAGAGAGGAAGAGCUCUGGAGCCGGUUGAUUGUCUUGCGAGGCCAUGCAGAUGCGCUGAUGAGGGAAAAGGAGAAGCCCUCUGCGGAUGGCGCGAACGGGUUGGAUGAGGAAACCGAGGCGCAGGCCAAGAAGGUGCUCGAAGACUACGAGAAGCAACUGCAGCACCUCAAGAAGGAAACCGAGGCUCUGGUGGAGGACUACAUGGCGUGGGAGCAGAGCCGCAACCCGGCAAGGUAGCACGGGCACAUGUCGCGAUAGCUGUAAUCUUUCGGAGUUGGGUCCAGGUUCAGACAUUCACGGCCUGUCGGAGUUUUCGUUUGGAUGAAUGGAUAGACACACGGUUUUGAA
Emericellopsis atlantica is the source of this 1404-nucleotide messenger RNA. Its product is annotated as putative nuclear pore protein NUP57. Gene Ontology annotation, molecular function: structural constituent of nuclear pore. The transcript has 3 exons. Lineage: Eukaryota; Fungi; Ascomycota; Sordariomycetes; Hypocreales; Bionectriaceae. The record is from RefSeq and is a predicted model, not a curated record. Gene Ontology annotation, biological process: protein localization to nuclear inner membrane; nuclear pore organization; NLS-bearing protein import into nucleus. Gene Ontology annotation, cellular component: nuclear pore central transport channel; nuclear pore. The coding region runs from base 244 to 1293 and encodes 349 amino acids.